Molecule: messenger RNA, 2379 nt
Organism: Candida albicans SC5314
Lineage: Eukaryota; Fungi; Ascomycota; Pichiomycetes; Serinales; Debaryomycetaceae
Product: putative zinc metalloprotease
Exons: 1
Coding region: 1-2379 (792 amino acids)
Molecular function (GO): carboxypeptidase activity
Source: RefSeq, a predicted model, not a curated record
AUGACAUCUCAUAGUGGGUACCAGAGACUAGAUAAUGUUUCUUCAUCAUCGACAGUGUUGCCGAUGCACCCACCGGAAUAUGACGACGUGCACACACCCAUGGAACAGUUUGAGAUAGACGACCCCCAGUUGCCGGCAUCUGGUCUUUUAGUCAAGUUUGCCAACAAUUUCAAUACAAGGAUAUUACGGCCCGUGACGAGAAUUAUAGACCCGAUCUAUGAAGGGUACAAGUACUUUCAGAUGCAGUAUGAGCGGUCGAUAUUAAAGUUGGGGAACCCGUUAGUGGUGAAGCGGUUGUUGUAUGUUUCGUUUGUUAUGGUGAUUGUUUUUGGUAUUACAAAAUAUAGCGACAACGAUUCUAUCAGUGGGGCCAGUGUGGGAGCGUUCACUAGGGGCAGGUUCUAUGAUAUCGACAAAGUUGGCGAGUCUAUAACGCACUUUAUUGAUCCCAAAGAAAUGAAAGAGCAUUUAGAGUACUUUUCGUCGAUACCACACAUCACCGGCACGAAAGGAGACUUGGCGUUGGCAAAGUAUGUACAGUCGUUUUUCAAGAAUAAUGGUCUACACCAUGUUGAGUUGAAUGAGUUGGAAAGUUUUACCAAUUAUCCAGACAAGACCAAGACGUACUUGAAGGUUGAAGAUUUUGAGGCGACGUUGUUUGAGCAACAUAACGAGGGCAUGGAGUUUUUGGCAUUUAACCCAAACUCGUUGAACACAGAAACGCCUAUCAAGGGGAGUUUUAUUUAUGUGAAUUAUGGGGAGGCCGAGGACUAUGACAAGGUGAUUGCCAAUGGCGUUGAGGUGAAAGAUAAGAUUGUGUUGGUGAAGUAUGGCGGCAAGACCCCUGAACCGAAUAAGGUGUACAUUGCCGAGCAGCACAAGGCCAAGGCAGUGGUGUUUAUCACCAAGAAGUAUAGUGUUUCUGAUGAUGUGAUUCAGAGAGAGAAUGUUGGGUUGACACGAAUGUCGCCUGGCGAUAUUUUGACCCCUGGCUGGGCAUCGGAGAACAUGUAUGUGACUAGGUUGACGUGGGACAAGUCUGAGACCACGCCCAAAAUCCCCACCAUCCCGGUGUCGUGGAAAGAUGGCGAAAUCUUGUUGAGGAAGUUGGCUGGUGGCGUUGACUUUGAUGGGUACAAGAGUGGUGACGGUAAAUCGCCGGCCCUAGAAUUGAGUGUGCAAAACAUUGACCGGCCAAUGCACCAGGUGUGGAAUGUUGCUGGGUCUAUUGAAGGGCGAGAACAGAACGAAAAGGGGGUUAUUAUUGGUGCUGCUCGAGACUCUGGCUGUUAUGGGACGAUGGGCAGUAAUACCGGCACUGUUGCGUUAUUGGAAAUGGUAAAGAUAUUUACGUCGAUGCAGAGAAAGUAUCUGUGGACCCCGUCGCGGUCGAUAUUUUUUGUUUCGUUUGAUGCCACUGAGUAUAAUUUGGCCGGUGCUGCUGAAUGGAUAGAGAAUAGGAAGGAGUCGUUGCGCAAAGAAGGGUAUGUGUAUAUUGACUUGAGUGAUUUGGUGGCGGGGGAUAAGUUGUUGAUAAAUGCCAACCCGUUCUUGCAUGAAGUGAUUGGUAACUGCUUGCAGAAGGUGAAAGCGGGGGAUAGUACGAUGUAUGAUUUGGUGAAGAAACAGAAUGGUGACCGUGUGCCCAUGGGAAAUGAUUUUCUCGAGACAAAGAACUAUGUGCCAUUUAUCAACUAUAUCAAUAUUCCUUCGAUGGAGAUUAAGUUCACGGGGGUCGACUACCCCAAGAACUCCUGUUUUGAUAACUUUGAUAAUUUUGAGACCAGCGGGGUUGAUCCGAAAAUGGUUAAGCACGCACAAAUGGUUGAGCUUUUGUCGAGGAUAGCUUUAGAGUUUGCUGAAAGUCCGUUGAUUCCGUAUAAUUUCCGUGAUUUCACACGUGAGUUAGAGUUGUUUGAACAGGAUUUGGAGAGGUAUGCCGAGGUGCAGGUAGAGAAGGUGGGUCGAGCAAAGCCGGUGCUACACUUUGAUGGAUUGAAACGUGCGUUGAACUCGUUGAAGCUGGUGAGUGAAAACUAUCAGGAAUGGGCCCGCGAAUGGAAACAGUUUAUCCAUGAAUCUGGCGGCAUGGAGCCGACCAUCCAUACCAUGCUGAGAUGGCGGUGGAACGAUAAUAUGGUUGAGUUUAAUGGCCAGUUCCUAACGAGAGAAAUCCAGCAUCAGCGUGCUGGCUACAAGAAUAUACUCUUUGGGUUGCCGUUUAUUGCGCCUACAAGUAAGGGUGAGUUUGACUGGCACAGUUUCCCGUUUAUACGGAACUAUAUUUCGCAACACGAUUUUGAACUGGCGCAGAAUGCGAUUAAUCAGUUGGCGCUGGUUUUAGAGUCGGCAGCGUUGAACUAUCGGGAUUUGAGCUAG